Molecule: messenger RNA, 2942 nt
Organism: Camelus dromedarius (Arabian camel)
Lineage: Eukaryota; Metazoa; Chordata; Mammalia; Artiodactyla; Camelidae
Gene: PTPN5
Product: protein tyrosine phosphatase non-receptor type 5
Exons: 14
Coding region: 228-1847 (539 amino acids)
Biological process (GO): peptidyl-tyrosine dephosphorylation; signal transduction
Cellular component (GO): plasma membrane; cell junction; cytosol
Molecular function (GO): protein kinase binding; protein tyrosine phosphatase activity
Source: RefSeq, a predicted model, not a curated record
GCUGCGUAGAAUCAACUGCAGGAGGCAAGGGUGGCAGCAGGGAGACCAGUAAGGAGCUAUUAAAGAAAUCCAGGAGAAAGAGGACGAUGGUUAGAACCAGGACGGCGACCCUGUGAUGGGUUUUGUCUGGAUCCCGGCUCAACAGCCUCAUCUCACAUUUUUCAUCCUGCUGCAGGAGUGAGAGAGAGAACCACACUGCUGAUGACUCCGAGGGAGGGGCCCUGGACAUGUGCUGCAGCGAGAGGCUGCCAGGUCUCCCCCAGCCGGUAGGGAUGGAGGUGCUGGACCAGGCCGAGGGGCCCACGGCCUCGCAGAGAGAGAUGCCACCACCCCCACUUCCUUCACCGCCCUCAGAGCCAGCUCAGAAGCCGCCACCUCGAGGCACCAGGAGCCACUCCCUCAGUGUCAGGAGCAGCCUGUGCCUGUUGGCUGCCUCCCAGUUCUUGCUCGCCUGCGGGAUGCUCUGGCUCAGCGGCUACGGCACCAUCUGGUCACAGAAUACCACAGACCUGGUUUCCUCUGGGCUCACCCUCCUGGAGCAGCUGCGACCCUCGGCCUGGCUGGGCAUUAGGACUUGGGACAUCCCCAGUCUGCUGCUGGUCUCUCUGGCUGUAGUCCUUGUCACCACCCUGGUGUGGCACCUCCUGAGGGCUCCCCCAGAGCCACCCACCCCACUGCCCCCCGAGGACAGGCGCCAGUCGGUGAGCCGUCAGCCUUCCUUCACCUACUCGGAGUGGAUGGAGGAGAAGGUCGAGGAUGACUUCCUGGACCUGGACCCUGUCCCUGAGACGCCUGUGUUUGACUGCGUGAUGGACAUCAAGCCUGAGGCUGACCCCGCCUCACUGACCGUCAAGUCCAUGGGUCUGCAGGAGAGGAGGGGCUCCAACGUCUCCCUGACCCUGGAUAUGUGCACGCCAGGCUGCAAUGAGGAGGGCUUCGGCUAUCUCAUGUCCCCACGCGAGGAGUCGGCCCGUGAGUACCUGCUCAGCGCCUCCCGCGUCCUCCAGGCCGAGGAGCUUCAUGAGAAGGCCCUGGACCCCUUCCUGCUGCAGGCAGAAUUCUUUGAAAUCCCCAUGAACUUUGUGGAUCCGAAGGAGUAUGACAUCCCUGGGCUGGUGCGGAAGAACCGCUACAAAACCAUUCUUCCCAACCCUCACAGCAGAGUGUGUCUGACCUCACCGGGCCCCGACGACCCUCUGAGUGCCUACAUCAACGCUAACUACAUCCGGGGCUAUGGUGGGGAAGAGAAGGCGUACAUCGCCACUCAGGGACCCAUCGUCAGCACGGUCGGCGACUUCUGGCGCAUGGUGUGGCAGGAACACACGCCUAUCAUUGUCAUGAUCACCAACAUCGAAGAGAUGAACGAGAAGUGCACCGAGUAUUGGCCAGAGGAACGGGUGGUGUAUGACGGCGUCGAGAUCACUGUGCGGAAAGUUAUCCACACUGAGGAUUACCGGCUCCGACUCAUCGCCCUCAGGAGUGGGACGGAAGAGCGAGGCCUGAAGCAUUACUGGUUCACGUCCUGGCCUGACCAGAAGACCCCAGACAGGGCCCCCCCACUCCUGCACCUGGUGCGGGAGGUGGAGGAGGCAGCCCAGCAGGAGGGGCCCCGCUGCGCCCCCAUCGUUGUGCACUGCAGUGCAGGGAUUGGGAGGACUGGCUGCUUCAUUGCCACCAGCAUCUGCUGCCAGCAGCUGCGGCACGAGGGCGUGGUGGACAUCCUGAAGACCACGUGCCAGCUCCGUCAGGACAGGGGCGGCAUGAUCCAGACGUGUGAGCAGUACCAGUUUGUGCACCACGUCAUGAGCCUCUACGAGAAGCAGCUGUCCUGCCAGUCCCCAGAGUGACCAAACCCUCCUCCCCUGAGGUCCUCUGGGUACCACCCAGCCUGAGUCUGGGCCCUUAUCCCGGCCACACCCACGGCCCCGCCUCGGCCCGGCCUGCUCCCUGUCCCUGCCUCUCCUGCUUCCUUCUCUUCAGUCUGCUCCCCCUCCUCCCCCUCCUCAGCCUUGGCCUGGCCCCUGCCCCCCAACAUAGCUCUUCCUACUGUACAUAUUGGGGAGUGGGGCAGGAUGGGGGAGGGAUGUGCCAGGCCAGGCCUGGGGCCCCAGGGCCUGACCCACACUCUGCAACCUGGGGCCUCAGUUUUUAACAACGGUUCCAUUGCUACUUGAUCCACAACGUUUCUGUGCCGCACUCCAUGUGUCCUGCUGCAGCGUGUUCCGUCUGUCCAUCCAUCUCUGCUAUCUGUACCGGACACUGUGUCUCCUCGGCCCAGGAGAGGGGUAAUGAGCUCUACCCCCUAAGUAGCCCAGGCAGAGGUGCCUGCCUUGGGCCCCCACCCUCACUCCUCCCAACAGGCAGAUUGCACUUUGCCCCUAGUUAUUGGGACCAGGAUGGGCAGGGACCCCUGAGGAGCUGGAGGUCAGGCGUAGGGGGUUCCUGAGGGGUUUGCAAAGAGAUCUCACUGGGGAGAGGUCUGUGGGUCGGGGUGGAGGGGAGGAGGACCACGGCCAAGGUAGCCUUUGAGUAUCAGAUGCCCUCAGGAGGCAGUGACCAGCCUGUGAGGCAGCCAGGAAGGAAGGGGAUGGAUGGGGGCAGUGAACCCAGAGGACCUGGAGCCUGGUGGGAGAGAGGGAGCUCCGAGGGUAGAGUGGGGACUCGGCCCCAGGUCUGUGUGAAACAUUUUCCUGUGUCGCCAUGGGAAAUCCCUCCCAGAAGUCACCCCGUGUAGCUCUGUGUGUGUUCCGGGUCCAUGCGUGUACUGAGAGCCCGUCAGCAGGGCGUGCAUGACUCUUUGGCAACAUGUGUUAUCUUGGAGCCACGUGUUUUUAUUGCUGACUUUAAAUAUUUAUUCCACGGCAGACAGAGACAUUUGGUGUCUUUUUAUAAUUUGCUCGUGGUCAUUGAAUAGAGCAAUAAAUGGAGCAUUUUGAGCAAAA